Molecule: messenger RNA, 1506 nt
Organism: Capsicum annuum
Lineage: Eukaryota; Viridiplantae; Streptophyta; Magnoliopsida; Solanales; Solanaceae
Exons: 5
Coding region: 1-1506 (501 amino acids)
Source: RefSeq, a predicted model, not a curated record
AUGUAUGAGCAGGUGAUUUUAGAAUCAGUGGAUCACCUCAUCCAGGCAGUAGACGAUGGACCUGAGGAGAAAAUGGAAGAAGAUCCUGAAGAGAACCCAGGAGAAGAUUCAGAGAAGGACCAGAUGGAAGUGCAGAAGGGAGAACUGACAGAGGAGAUGGAGGAGGACCCUGAAGAAGAAGAGUAUGGACCCAUAGAUUUUAGUGGCGGAGCAGACGAAGACCACCGGGGCAGCAGUCAUACGGGUCCCCAGAAAUCUCAAUACAACCUCCGAUAUAGAAACAAAAUGACCAACAACGACAAGGAUAUGAUGAUAGCCGUAGAUGAACCCAAAAGCUCGAAGAAGCUAUCAGACACUCAAAAUGACAAGCAAAUGGCCAAUAUGGCACAAAAAAUUGAAGUGUUAAAGAAAGAGUUGCGUCAAAUGCGAGACGGUCCAGAUGUUGGAUUACCCCAUGUCGCCCCAGCUAACCCAACAAAUCUACCACAUGCUCUAGCCCCGCCUACUUUUCAACCCACUGUCGGGACGGCGCCUGGUUAUCCAUUUCCUACUUACAACUUUACUGUUUUGGUCCAUCCAGAAAUGCAGCACAUACCUGAUACGUAUGUCACUUGUGAAGUACCUGUGCCACUAAUAUAUGCUACUGAAGUUCCUAUCUUCGCAACAUCCGCAGCUAUCAAGAUUUCAUAUGAGGUUGAGCGAUACGCAGGAUUAAGACGGGAUAUACAGUCAGGUGAAGAAGGGUCGAUGGUAGCCCAACUCAAAAGCUUAAAGAGGAUAUUCAAAAAUAUGCAAGUCACCAGAGGGACCGAACUCCUGGACUACGACGACUUAUGCAUUCAUCCAAACGUCGACAUGCCAGUGGGAUACAAAUCGCCAAAGUUUGAUAUAUUUGACGGAAAGGGUGACCCGCAUGCACAUCUGAGGGCUUACUGCAAUAAGUUUUUCAGUGUAAGAAGGAAUGAGAAGUUGAGGAUGAAGUUGUUCAUUCGAAGCUUGACAGGAGAAACUUUGACUUGGUACACCCGACAAGACCCCUGUAAGUGGCGUGACUGGAGGGAAAUAGCUGAGGACUUCAUAAGGCUCUUCAGAUUUAAUACUAAGAUUGCCCCUGACAGGUUCUCAUUGGCUAACAUACAAAAUAAUCCAUCAGAAUCAUUUCAAGAGUACGCAUGGCGUUGGACGACCGAGGCUGCUAGGAUCCAGCUUCCGUUGGAUGAAAAAUUGGUUAAAAUGGGAGAUUUCAUAGAAGAAGGCAUCAAAUCAGGAAAGAUCCAAUCUAUGGUUGCACUGCGAGCUGCAAAGGAAGAGUAUGGUUUGGAAAAACCUAUUGUGCCCACAUGGAACACAGAAGAAAUCGCCAUUGCAUCCCCAUCACAGCCAUUUAGUACAGCUCAGUUGAGGGAGCCUAUAACUGUUCAGACUUACCUGCCGAAAGUCAUAGCGACCACAUUAGCCACUGGAAGGUUCGACUAUGACACUAAAGCAGUCCCGUGGGACUAUUGA